Molecule: messenger RNA, 3081 nt
Organism: Antechinus flavipes (yellow-footed antechinus)
Lineage: Eukaryota; Metazoa; Chordata; Mammalia; Dasyuromorphia; Dasyuridae
Gene: FBXO43
Product: F-box protein 43
Exons: 4
Coding region: 592-2622 (676 amino acids)
Biological process (GO): negative regulation of meiotic nuclear division; regulation of mitotic nuclear division
Cellular component (GO): nucleus
Molecular function (GO): zinc ion binding
Source: RefSeq, a predicted model, not a curated record
UAGUGAUUAGUUUUUUCAGCCCGAUUAUAGGAGUAUAGUAAUUAGAAAUAUUAGUCCUUAGGCUGUCAUUGACAUUUUGAAAGUAAUGCCUGAUGCUGUUUUUGGUUAACAUGUAUAUUUUGUGAUUAGGUGUGUCAGAUAGGAAGUACAGUGAAUAAAGUUCUGGACUUGGAGUCAGGAAGAUUUCUAUCAGAUGCUUACUGUGUGUCCCUGGGCAAGUUACUCUGUCUCAAUUUCCUCAUCUAUAAGUUUCCUUGUUUACAAAAUGAGGAUAAUAGCAUUUAUCUUUCAGGGUUGUUGUGAGGGUAAAAUGAAAUCAUAUUUAUAUAAAGUGCUUUAUAAACUUUAGCUUAUAUAAACUUUAUAUAAACUUAUAUAAACAUUAUAUGAAUACUUGAUGUUGUUACUGAAAACCUUAUUCCACCAUUAUGAAGUAUUUUAUCAUAUAUGUUAAUUACAUUUAAUGUGGUUGCUUUAUCAUAAUUUUGGAGUAAUCUUACAUGACUUCAAAUUAGUAUUCACAUGCCAUAGGAAGCCAGUCACUUUGGAGGUAAAAUUUAUUUUGAAUUUACAGAAAUCCAGACUCUGAAGAUGUCAAACAGUCCCUCAGUUGAAGCUAGUGUGACUUUAAGAAAUGGGGCAGAAUCUCCUAAUGUCAGUUUUAAGUUCUCCAGCUUUGGAGGCUUCUCAUCCACAUCAUCAUUUCAAGAUAGUGGCUACAGUGACUCUCUGAAGGCUUCCAGUUUUGACUAUACUGAUACGGAAAACAUAGAAAAGAUUACAAAAGGAUUACCAUCCACACGGGAAUACUCUGAAAAUUCUAGUCUGGGUUUGACCUGUUGUGUGGAUUCUCGGACUGAAAAUAAAAUCUCUAGCUCUUUUUUCAGGAAAGAAGCAAAUGAAAUCCCAGAGCUUUGUGAAACUCCAAAAGUAACUAAGAAGAAAACUUUUUUCCGUAGACGGUUGAAUAUAACAAAUAUUGUUUCAAGAGGGAACCCAGAACAUUUUGACAAGCAAAACUAUUCUUUAGGAAGCUGUGCAGCAACACUACCCAUGAACCAACUCCUCUGUUUUGAAGAAAGAGUUUCAAAAAAGGCUUUGAAAGAGUCUCCAAGGCAAACCAUUUUCACUCCUGUAGCCACUAGUACUUUAAAAGCAGAUGAAGCUACUUCCAACAGUCAAAAAUUGAGACUUUCUUUUUCUCAGCAUAAAACAUCCACAAUUGAUGAUUCCAAAAGUGACUGUAGCCUAUUUGAAGUUGAGUGUAUUUCUCCAAUUCAGGGAAGCAACAGUACAGAUGCUCUCACCAAUGACUUUGGGGAUAGCAUUUUAAGUAUUAAUGGAGAGACUACAGGCCCUGAGCUGCUGGGAUCAUCUUGUGAAGUGCUCUGUGAAACGAAUGAUGACCUAUACAUAACCCCAAUUAGUAACUUGGUAGCAAAUAUUAAGUUUUGUGGUUAUAGCCCAGCUGAGGUGAUAGACAAUAUUUCCACACCCAAAGACAGUGGUUUUAAUUCACUGGGUCUGGAUAAGUCACAAGAUUCCUUCUCUGACCAUGAGGGUUCUUUUCAAGAAUUAUUUCAGAAACCCCUGGAGACUGGGAGGACUUUGGGCACAAAGAGAAAACCAAGAAAUGUCGGAAGAGUGAGAAGACUAUCCACACUCCGGGAGCGUAGUUCACAAUCUGAAACAGAAGAAGAUAAGCCUUUUGUGAAUUCUGGCUUUAAAGCAAAAAUAGCUUCUGGCAUUUCUCCAAAUGAACAGAUUGAUAAUAGUGGAGAUUCGAUUUUAGGUCUUAAGGAUUUAUCAAAGACACCUGCUUUACAACUUGUCCAUGAGAUUAUCAUGAAAAGCAAAAGGAAAAGGUUUCAGCAAACAGGAAUACGGAGCCGUCUAAAAGAGAAUGAUGGGGAAGAAUCAUCUUUAUUGGAUUAUGUGCUUGCAGGACUUAUUGGCAAGAAGAUGGGCCUGGAAAAACUGGACAUCUUAACAGAAUUAAAAUUUAGAAAUUUAAAACACAUUCUUGCCAUGGUAUUAGAUGCCUUGACAGUGGAAAACCUAUGCAGUGUUUGGAGAGUAAGCAAAAAUUGGCGUGAAAUUGUUACGCAAGAUAAAAAAGCAAAUCAAAGAAGGAAAAUUUAUAUGCAACAAUUGAAGACAGAUUCCAAGGGGAAUAUAUUAUGUGUCGAGGAUGCUGCAACAAGGCUCAAUCUUUUAAACAGAUCAGCUCUGAGAUCUGUGCAGGCUCAAGCUAGAACACCUGGUUCUCAAAAAGAAGAGAUUUCAACACCAUCUCCUUGGGGACAAAUUUUAACGCCCAAAGAAUGCUGCUCUGUUACUCAGUUACCUAGCAAACAGGAAGAGUAUGUUAAGGUGGCCAAAACACUUUUUAUUGAUGAAGCAUUAAAACCUUGUCCAAGGUGCCAGUCCCCUGCUAAGUAUCAACCAAUUAAGAAACGGGGACUGUGCAGUCGAGAAGCCUGUGGUUUUGACUUUUGUGUGUUGUGUCUAUGUACAUACCAUGGGGCAGAAGAAUGUAGCAGUAGAUCUGCAAAGCCACGAAAUAAAAAAGAUGCUCUUCCAGGAAGUGCUCAGAGCAAGCGCAACUUAAAAAGACUUUAAAAGAAGUACUCUUCCCUUUCCUUUGGUUCCCAAACCCCAUUUUGGUAUUUAUUGCUUUGUCCAAUUUUUAAUUAUGAACUUUUUGGAAGUACCCAGAUCUUCCUCUGAUGACAGUUAGUGAUUUUUUUCCUAUUAUGUACACAUAAUCUCAUUCUUUGUCUUUAUAUGAUUUUAGUACAAUUGUAAAUACUAUGAAAGAAUAUUUUAUUGUACAUCUUUUAUCCAUUUGCAUUAACAACUCAGUGUUUUUAAUAAUAAAGCAUUUUAAUGCUGUCUUUCAUAUAUAUGUAUUUUAAUGUUGAAAAUGAAAUCUUAUACAUUAAAAGACUUCUUAAAAUCAUAUUUUAAAAAUUAUUUCCCAAAUGAUAAUUGAACUUUGAUCUUGCAAGCAUUAGCCCUAUAAAUUUGGGUAGUGAACCUGUAAAUAAAAUGAAGUAUUAAUAAAAUGUUUUAAGAUAU